This is a messenger RNA of Girardinichthys multiradiatus, 2818 nucleotides long. RefSeq names its product RNA polymerase II associated protein 2 (gene rpap2). Lineage: Eukaryota; Metazoa; Chordata; Actinopteri; Cyprinodontiformes; Goodeidae. The transcript has 12 exons. The coding region runs from base 38 to 1966 and encodes 642 amino acids. The record is from RefSeq and is a predicted model, not a curated record. Gene Ontology annotation, molecular function: RNA polymerase II CTD heptapeptide repeat phosphatase activity; RNA polymerase core enzyme binding. Gene Ontology annotation, cellular component: nucleus; cytoplasm.
CGUGAAUAACUGGCGUGGCCGUCCCGGCUGCCGUACAAUGGGAACGUCACGGGUCAGAGUUGAGCGGAGAGAAAACAGAAACAGCAUGGAGACCGAAGAGAGGAGGAGAAGAGGCGGUUCUGCUAAAAGUUCCAAAAAAGGUGGGAGAUGUGCCAAACUACGGGCCGCGGAAGAAGAAGCAAGAGGGAGAGAGAAGGUGAAGGAGAGGCUGAGAGAGAAGCUGGAGCUGGAGAGAAGAGCCCUGGCGGUAGUGGAGCGCCUCCUGGAGGACAGUGUGGCUGAAGACUUCCUGAUUGACUGUGCCAGGUUCAUCACUCCUGCUAAUUACAAAGACACUGUGGAGGAGAGAUUCAUUGCCAAACUCUGUGGUUAUCCUCUAUGUCCAAACAAACUCGGCAAGAUCCCAAGUCAACAGUAUAAAAUAUCUACCAAGACAAACCGGGUUUAUGACAUCACAGAGCGGAAGUGUUUUUGCAGUAACUUCUGCUACAAAGCUUCGAAAGAGUAUGAGCUACAGAUAUCAAAGACGCCUCUCUGGCUCAGGCAGCAUGAAAGUCCUCCGCAGAUUAGGUUGCUGAAGAAAGGAGAUGGUGGGAGCUCUGGUAAGGAGGUGAUGCUGUCAGAGAGGCGCCUCAACGAGGAGGACAUUGAGAACCCCCCGGCUGCUCCAUCUGAGGACCUCCAUGACUCUCAGCGUGGCUCUGCAGGAGGUGACUGCAGUCAGAGCAGUGAGAGUGACCCGAAGCAGGACUUUGUCUCCACCGUGGUCUCCCAGCAGCAGAGACUCCGGGUGCACUGGGCCGACCUUCCAAAACACACAGAUGAAGACGGGAACCAGACUGAACACCUUCAAAUUCAAAACCCAGAAAAAUGGGGGGAAGUAAGAGGAGAGCAGGAAUGGAUGGAGUUGUGUGCUGAUAAUGAUGCAUCUCCUGAGGACCAAAGUGUGGACGAGGCCAUGGUAAAGCUAAAUGAGUGUAGAGUGUCAGAGAGAGUCAUUCCCGACACUGACGUGCCUGUAAACACACAGACUGAAGUCACAAGUUCACCCACUGCUUCAUUUAUUGGAACUAAACCCUCAGCAGGAAGCAAACAAGCAUCUUCAACUCCAACUGGAGCUCCAUCAAACUCACCAGGUCUCAGCAUCACCCAGGUGGGCAUGAGCAGGAAAGGAGCUGCCGGCCUGAGGGAUCUCCUAAAAAAGCACGCCAGAGAAGUUGAUCCGGACUCAGUAAGGCUGAAUCUUCUGGAGUGCCUGAAGAGGACGCUGAACGAAUGGUGCACAGAUGAGACUCUAAGCUUCCUGUAUGGAGCUGAUCAUUCACUGGGAUCCCCGUUUGGUGAUUUAAAAGAAACAAAGGAGGAGGAACUGGAUGAAGACGACCUCGAGGAUGAUGAUGACAUGACAGAGCCUGGAGCUGAAGAGCAGGAGAGGCCACUGGCCGCAGCUCCAGACUAUGAGACACUGCAGAAGGAGAUGGAGCAGCUGCAGCUAAGAGUCAGUGAGUUUUACAAAGGAACAUGGAUUCUGCCUGAGGAAGAGCAGGAGCUGAGUGCACACAAGCUCACAGUGCAGGACUCGGCAUCAACGGGUCCAGUUUUGCCGCUUAUUGACUCCCAAGCUCAGGACCUCAUCCAGAAACGGAUUACAGUGGAGAAACUCAGCUGCUGUCUCAGGAACAUUGUAGGUCCAGUGGGCCUCGCCAUGAGCGACAUCUCCACAGACCUGAACAACCUGGUCAGGACAUUAAGGUUCACCAACACCAACAUUAUUCACAAAACUCCAGAGUGGACCCUCAUAGCUGUGGUGCUUCUGCAUCUGUUAUCAGAUGUGUCUGCGGUGGUGCGUGAAGCCUUGGAGAUGUCAGCAUCAGUGCAGUAUUUAAACACUCUGAUGGAGGAGCUCGGCCUACAGGAGCAGGACCUUCUGAGCCUAGUUCAGCUGUUUAAAUCUUCAACAAACUGACAAAAAGUAGACUUAAAGAUAUAUAGUCAAUAUUUUUAAUCAUAUUAAAAAUUGAUCAUUUGAAGAAAAAAAGGCUUGUAUGUUUUUGUUUUGAUGUGAAGCUAACAGGUUUGGGAACUGCAGCUAAGAGGGUCAUCUUAGGGUCACCAAGUCACCACAAAACACAAUUAGAUCUGCUCUAUAUGCCAGCUUGUUUGGGAGGCAUACUGAACUGCUGGUGUAGCAUGGAACAAAAACUAUGGAGGAUCUGUGAUGUGGACCCUUUUCUUCUCCAAAGGGCCUGGGAACCUUGUUCAAGUGCAGGGCAUCAUGGACUUUUUGAAAUGCAUGGAGAAUAUUAACCUGCUUAACUGAAAAUUGAAUGUUACUGGAUCUUUUAACAGGAUAAUUAUACAAAACAUAUGGCCUAAUCUAAAUAGAACUGGUUCAGUAGACAAAAUCAACUUUCUUCUUCUCAGUCCUCAACUCUAAAUCCUGUACAGAACCUGUGGGGGAGCUAAAGAGAAGGGAGCAUAAGGGUGGCCUCAGGACUCUGGAUGAUACAGGGAGGUAUGAGAAAAGAUCCCUCUGCAUGCUCCAACCUUGUGAAAUGUUAUAGGACAAUGUGUUUUGCUGUUGGAAACAAGGGUUUUACAGUAUUUUAGUAUUUUGUAAAAGCAUGUUGACUACAGGACUAACAUUAACAGUGGUACCAAUGAUCUUGUUAAAAAAUUCCUUAACAUUGUUUUUUUACAGUAAAAAAAAUUUACUUAAAGGUUGGUUUUUUUCAGCGAUUGUGUUACAGUAAUGAAGGUUUUUCAUCCAACUUUACCAGAGGUACCAAUAAAUGUGUCUGAUCGUAUAUGUUGUGAA